This is a messenger RNA of Alternaria metachromatica, 855 nucleotides long. RefSeq lists its product as uncharacterized. The coding region runs from base 1 to 855 and encodes 284 amino acids. Gene Ontology annotation, biological process: D-ribose metabolic process; pentose-phosphate shunt, non-oxidative branch. The transcript has a single exon. The record is from RefSeq and is a predicted model, not a curated record. Gene Ontology annotation, cellular component: intracellular membrane-bounded organelle. Lineage: Eukaryota; Fungi; Ascomycota; Dothideomycetes; Pleosporales; Pleosporaceae. Gene Ontology annotation, molecular function: ribose-5-phosphate isomerase activity.
AUGACCGACACGACUGUUGAAGCCGCAAAGCGCGCUGCUGCGCACCAAGCAGUAGCAGACCACUUCGACCCAGCAGCCACCCACGUGGGAAUUGGUUCGGGAACAACCAUCGUCUACGUCGUCGAGGCUAUCAAGGAGCGCUCCACGAACCCGAACAUUCUCUUCGUGCCCACAGGUUUCCAAUCGCGCCAACUCGUAGUCAACGCCGGCCUGACCGCCAUCUCCUUCGACAGUCUUCCGGAUCGGGUAAUGCUCGAUGUCGCUUUCGACGGAGCUGACGAAGUCGACGCAGAACUCAACUGUAUAAAAGGAGGAGGUGCGUGUCUGUUCCAGGAGAAGCUAGUCGCCGAGCGCGCGAAGAAGUUUGUCUGCGUCGCAGACUACCGAAAGAGACAAGAGCGCCUGCUGACCAAUUGGCCGACGAUACCAAUUGAGGUUGCGCCGCUGUCUCAGCUCAAGGUCGCUGCUGCGCUUAAGAUGCUUGGUUCAACAGGCCCUAAGCUAAGGACUACGCUACUGGAGAAGUCGGGACCCCUGAAGACAGACCAGGACUUUUACAUCAUCGAUGCGCCAUUCCCUGCCUUGCUCACUUCGGCGGAUGUUGCAGCUGGUAAGGGCAAGGGCGAUGGGACAGAUGGCACAUGGGAGGUCAACACGAUAAGCAAGGCAAUCAAGGGCUUGACUGGUGUAUUGGAAGUGGGCAUCUUCUCCGGUCUAAACGGAAUCGAUGCACAGGAACUUCGCGAGCAGGAUCAAUUGACCAAGACCGUACGAGGUGGACAAAAGCCUGUCGCUGUAUACUUCGGCAUGGAGGACGGAAGCGUCAAGAUGCGGACAAUCGAAGGGGAGAAAUAG